Messenger RNA from Vigna unguiculata (cowpea), 1137 nucleotides. The record is from RefSeq and is a predicted model, not a curated record. NCBI's taxonomy places the organism in Eukaryota, Viridiplantae, Streptophyta, Magnoliopsida, Fabales, Fabaceae.
AACUUUUGCUCCACUGAAAAUCUGGAAUAUGAAGAUUCUGUUCAGAUUUUGACGACACUUCUCGGUGUUGACCGGGCCAUGGCAUGUGUGGAGCUGAAUCAAAGUCGGGGUGCAUAGGUCCGACUGAGCUGGUUGAGAGACUUGUAUCACAGCUGUUGUGAAAACGAGCUAUGGGAGUUUGCUGCACGUGCAUAUCUUUUGCACCUUGUAGGAUGCACCAUAUUUGCUAACAAAAGCGCCACGUAUGUUCGUACACAUUAUCUGGACCUAUUUAGAGAUCUUUCCACAUGUCGUACAUAUGGUUGGGGAGUUGCUGCUCUUGUCCACUUAUAUGAGCAGCUAGGAGAUGCCAGCUUUGCAAAUACAAAGCAAUUAGCUGGAUAUCUACCUCUUCUGCAGGCUUGGAUAUACGAGCACUUCCCUACAUUGGGAAGGAAGCAAGUACGGGAUACAUAUGUGGAGACCGAACCCCGUGCUCUACGUUAUGUCACUGGACGCGCCAUUUCCGCUAUAGCUGAUGUUAGAGUCCAGUUGGAUGGCUUGACAUAUGAUGGGAUGAUUUGGAACCCAUAUGUAGCACACAGAGCUGCACGACAACUGGUAACACAUAGCAUGUUUUCUGGCUUCCUGAGGGUUGGGACCGUCGUACAACGUCAUUUGCCUGAGCGUGUGUUGCGACAAUUUGGGUUCAUCCAGCCUAUUCCACGACCGCCUAGUUCGGUUCCCAUGAUGGACUUUGAGGCUAUUGAUGAUCGGUGGAAAAAGCACGAGCAGUUUGUUGUACAUCAAGUGGUCCAAGCACCAGCUCCCUUUUCAUGUUCGGAUGGAUAUUUGCAGUGGUUUAGGAGAGUCUCCCAUCCAUACAUUUUACGUGGAGCUGAGGCCGACCGACCCAGCCUUGUGCUUGUGCCCCGACUUCGUCGGAAUUUGCCAGAUGACAUAACAGUUCAGAGGACGUCACCGUCAUCAUCUUCCAGUGGUUUAUUGGGUCUCGUGAAACGCAUUGUAGGUGGUCUUCAGCGAAUGAUAGACUGCAGAGAUGUUACUGAGGGCACAGUUGCCUGGGAUCGCACUCAUAAGUUAUUUAAUGUUAGCAAUGAGGCCAAAAUAUAUCCGUCCCUUGGCCAAAGGAGUUAG